Closterium sp. Yama58-4 is the source of this 5514-nucleotide messenger RNA. Lineage: Eukaryota; Viridiplantae; Streptophyta; Zygnematophyceae; Desmidiales; Closteriaceae. The record is from the annotation of a GenBank genome assembly.
AUGGCCAGUCCUCCCGUACUUGCUUUCGAUGCUGAGGGCCGCCCAGUGAAAUUUGACACCUGGCUAGAUGACCUGCACCUCUUCCUACAGCUCACUGCCAAGGAGGAUAUUUCGCUGUACGAUCAUGCCCUCGGUCACGCUACUGCCCCUCCUACCACUGCAGACAGCACUCAGCGCUCACAGUGGCAGACUCGUGACGCCCACGCUCGCUUCGCUAUUCGCAACUCCCUGCCACUAGAUGAGCGCGAGCACUUUGGCCAGCACAAGACUGCUAAGGACCUGUACACUGCUGUCGUUGCUCGUUACUCCUCACCUGCCUCUGCCGCACUAGGCCGCCUCACCCUCCCAUACCUGUUCCCCGACCUGGCCUCCUUCAGCACAGUCGCUGACCUCAUCACCCACCUCAGGACCAUCAGGGAUCACUUCCUCGCUCGCUCUCCCACUGAGCUCACCAUUGCCCUCCUCGAGAAGGAAUUGCUUGCAGCUGAGGCGAGCAUCGUCGCUGUAGGCACCUCUCGUGGCGACCCCCGCACCCCGUUCUUUGAGGGGUGUUCCCCUUCCCCUCUCCUCCCCUCUGUCGCCUCUGCUGCUGCUGUCGACCUCCUUGGUGCUGAGAAGGUUGGGGCUGCGUCUGCUCCGAGCGGGCGCCGCAGGGGCAAAGGGGGCAAGGGUGGAGGUGGCGGCGGGGGAGGCGGGGGUGGAGGCGGUGGGAGUGGAGGUGGGACUGGAGAGGCUAGUGGCGGCAGUGGGGGUGGUGACAGCAGCGGCGGGAGCGGUGGCAGGGGCGGAGGCGGCAGCGGAGGCGGAGGUGGUCGUGGCGGCGGCAGGGGUGGAGGUGGCCGGGGCGGUGGCGGCGGCGGUGGUGGUCGUGGAGGCACUGGCGGUGGCCAGAGUCAGCAGCCCGCCCCGUCGCUUCAGGCCGCCCGUGAGUGGUAUGCGCAGCGUGGCUUUACCUGCACGUACGUCAUUCGCACUGGUGACCGCACUGGCCAGCAGUGUGGGAGGCCGCAUCCCACACAGCGCUGUUUCGCGCGCCUUACUGACGCGUGGCGUGCCCAGUUUCCUGAUGCCACUGACCUGCCCCACUGGGCUGAUCUGGAGAAGAAGGGAGUUGAUAUCUGGGCUUUAGACUUUGAUGCUAUUCUCACUGCCAUGUAUGCGAUGUUUACUAGUGGAGAGGGUGCUCAGUACUUGCGUGUUCCGCCCGACCCGGGCAUUCUGACCAGUCCGGCUGCCGCUCUAGGUGCUAGUGAGUCUGCUGCCCCAGGUCCUGGUGAGGCUGCUGCUCUAGGUGCUAGUGAGUCCGUGCCCUCUGGUACUGAGUCGACUGCAGCACUGCACACCUUCACACUGGACUCAGGUGCUUCUCGCUGUUUCUUUCGUGACCGCACUGUCCUUGAGCCGCUUGCUCGGCCAGUUGCUGUCUCCCUCGCUGACCCCUCUGGGGGUCCGGUCGUUGCGACCUCCUCCACUGUCCUUCCUUGUCCUGCGGUCCCGUCAGGCACACUGUCAGGCCUCUACCUCCCCUCGUUCUCUACGAACUUGGUGGCAGGUAGUGCGCUCCAGGACGGGGGUGUUCACCAGUUCACCCCUGCUUACGAGCGCGUGACCCACUGCACGUGUGCUCGGACGGGCCGUCACCUGGCUACCUUCACUCGGCAGCCGGGGUCGGACCUGUACACACUGACCACUGAGUCCCCUCAGGUAGCUGCGUCCGCGUCUGCGUCUGCGUCAGGUCAGCUGUCCGCCCCCUGCUCGUGUCGCUCUCUGGCGCAUGAGACUGUCCUCUGGCACCACCGCCUUGGUCACCCGUCUGUGCAGCGCCUUCGGGCCAUGCACAAACGGGACCUUGUUGCUGGUCUUCCCAGGGUUCUCCCUCCCCUCCCACCCUCGCCUGCUCCUCCCUGUCUUCCCUGUGUCGAGGGGCGGCAGCGAGCCGCUCCUCACUCCUCCUCCUUCCCCCCGACGACUGCUCCUUUGCAGACGCUCCACAUGGACGUGUGGGGCCCAGCCCGCGUCCGUGGUCAGGGUCAGGAGAGGUACUUCCUGAUUGUUGUUGACGACUUCUCGCGCUACACCACGGUCUUCCCCUUGCGCACCAAGGGUGACGUCCCUGAUGUCUUGAUCCCUUGGAUCCGCAGAUCUCGUCUCCAGCUCAGUGAGCGUUUCCGCUCCGACUUCCCUGUCCUGCGUCUGCACUCUGACAGAGGUGGGGAGUUUUCCUCUGGCCUCUUGGAGGCCUUCUGUCAGCAGGAGGGCAUUGAGCAGUCGUUCACGCUUCCGGCCUCUCCACAGCAGAAUGGGGUUGCUGAGCGCCGCAUUGGCUUGGUCAUGGAGGUCGCUCGUACCUCCUUAGUUCAUGCGGCUGCCCCCCACUUUCUGUGGCCGUUUGCAGUCCGAUACGCUGCGCAUCAGCUCAACCUCUGGCCCCGUGUCUCCUUACCGGAGACCUCUCCGACACUGCGUUGGACGGGAGAGGCUGGCAAUGCGUCGCGUUUUCGGGUCUGGGGAUCUCGAGCUUUUGUUCGCGAUACGUCCGCGGACAAGCUCUCUCGUCGAGCUGUCCCCUGUGUCUUCCUUGGCUUCGUCCCGGACGCGCCUGGUUGGCAGUUCUACCACGCCACCUCGCGUCGUGUCCUGGCCUCUCAGGACGUCACUUUUGACGAGUCCGUCCCCUACUACCGCCUCUUCCCCUACCGCACUGCCCCGCUCCCCCCCCCGCCUCUCUUUUUCGCUCCAGGUGCUGAGGUACCAGACCCCCUCCCCCCUCAGGGUGCCGCUCCCUCAGGUGUGUCCCAGGUAGACCCGGUUGAGCCUGUCGAGGUAGCUGUUGACUCUCGUCCUGCUGGGGGUGCUGAGCCUGACCGUGAGGAGUCUGAGGGUACUGAGCCUGGGGGUGCGGAGCCUGGGGGUGCGGAGCCUGGGGGUGCGGAGCCUGGAGGUGCGGAGCCUGGGGGUGCUGAGCCUGGGGGUGCUGAGCCUGGGGGUGCUGAGCCUGGAGGUACUGAGCCUGGGGGUGCUGAGCCUGGGGGUGCUGAGUCUGGGGGUGCUGAGCCUGAGCGUGCUACACCUGGAGGAGCCCUCUCCUCCCGGCAGCUGCAGGAGAGGUACCUACAGUACUGCCGCCUCCGGAGAGGUGCUACUGGAGCUCGCACCAGUACUUCCCCUCCUGCCCAGGAGCUCCCCCCCAUUCAGCAGAUCCGAGAGUGGUACACGCGGCGCUGCAGUCUUCGGAGUGGUGCUCCUAGUGCUGCGGACCCUGGGGGUGGCGCUGCUGCUGGUGCUGAGGACCCGGGCGUUGGAGCUGCUGCUGGUGCUGCGGACCCGAGCGGUGGAGCUGCUGCUGGUGCUGAGGACCCGGACGUUGGAGCUGCUGUUGGUGCUGAGGACCCUGUCGCUGGUGUCCCUGCUGGUUCUGGAGACGCUACGCGACCGCGACCGUACUUCGUACCACUUCUUCAGCAGGUUCUUGGUCAGGCUCCUCCUCCUUGUCCUCCUUCCUCCGUAGAGUGUCCUCCGCCUGUCCAGUCACAGUCACAGUUCCCGCCUGCCUCGCCUCUCCCUGCUCCCUCUCCUUACACUGGUCCCACGGGAGGUCUUACAGAGCGUCGUGAGCCUGAGUCUCGUCCUGCGUCGCCUGUUCGUACUGCUCGCACUGGUCGUCGUGUCCCACGUGAGCGUCCUCCUCCUGUCCCUGGCACUCACUACAUGACUCUGCGUCCCUCCACUGCUCCUCAGCGUGUUCCGCUGCCGUCUCCUCCUGCGUCCUCUCUGCCUACUCUUCCUGAUCCGGAGUCUGACUCCCGUCGUGCUGCCAGUCCCACUGUCACCCGUCUCCUCGCUACUGUUGUCACUGACCCUACCUUUGACCUUGUUGCUGAGUCUGAGUCUGAGUCUGUCUGUCCUCCGUCCGUCGGGGGUGAGUGUGCUCUUGGCACGGACGUCCUUGAGGACAGACAGGAGGAGUUCCAGUGCUUUGCUGCUGCUUUACCCCACCUCGUGUCCAUGCUAGUUGCCCCUGAGGGAGACCCGGAUGCACCAGACAUCCCGACCCCGCGCACUUACGCUGAGGCGAUGGCGGGUCCCUACUCCUCUCAGGUGAAGCGGCCACCGGGUUCUCCUCCGGUCUUCAAGGCGCGCUACGUGGCUCGAGGCUUCAGUCAGCGAGAGGGAGUUGACUUCUUCCAUACCUUCUCCCCCACCCCGAAGAUGACCACUCUUCGGGUGCUGCUGCACAUAGCCGCUCAGCGCGACUACGAGCUUCACUCGCUUGACUUCAGCACUGCUUUCUUGCAGGGCAGCCUGCACGAGGAGAUCUGGCUGCGCCGCCCUCCUGGCUUCACUGGGUCGGUUCCUCCUGGUACCCAGUGGAGGCUUCAGCGGCCGGUCUACGGUCUCCGCCAGGCACCACGUGAGUGGCACGACACACUGAGGACGACACUUGCGGCUCUUGGGUUUUCUCCUUCUACUGCUGACCCGUCACUGUUUCUACGCACAGACACCUCACUGCCGCCGUUCUACAUCCUCGUGUACGUCGACGACUUGGUCUUUGCCACUGCUGACACCGCGGCACUCGCCCACGUGAAGUCGGAGCUGCAGAGGAGACACACGUGCACAGACCUGGGUGAGUUGACAAGCUAUCUUGGCUUGCGGAUCACCCGGGACAGAGCACGGCGCACCAUCACCUUGACUCAGUCACACAUGGUGCAGCAGAUCCUUCAGCGCUUCCGCUUCACGUACUCCUCGCCUCAGUCCACUCCUCUGCCUACCGGUCACUCGCUCUCAGCUCUGCCUUCGGAUGAGUCCGUAGAGCCGAGUGGCCCGUAUCCAGAGCUUGUGGGCUGCCUCAUGUACCUGAUGACCUGCACUCGACCUGACCUUGCAUACCCUCUUAGCAUCCUUGCGCGCUAUGUCGCUCCUGGCCGUCACAGGAAGGAGCACAUGGAUGCCGCUAAGAGGGUGUUGCGCUACUUGUGCAGUACGUCGGGCAUGGGGCUAGUGCUUGGAGGGCGAGACCGAGUUGUACUUACUGGACACUCAGACGCUUCUUGGGCGGACGACCAGGCUACUCAGCGGUCGUCUCAGGGUUACACCUUCAGCCUUGGCUCCGGCUCAGUUUCUUGGCGUUCUACACGCUCUUCUUCUGUUCUCAGCUCCAGUUGUGAGGUUGAGAUCUACGCCACAGCCAUGGCUGCCCAGGAGCUACGCUGGCUGACCUACCUGCUGACCGACUUGGGAGAGCGGCCUCGUUCUCCUCCAGUGCUGUACGUCGACAACCAGGCUGCCAUUGCCUUGUGUGAGGAGCACAGACUGGAGCACAGAACGAAGCACAUCGCCCUGCGGUACUUCCUUGCUCGAGAGCUGCAGCAGCGUGGUCAGCUUCGUCUGCGUUACGUGGCCACUGAGGCCAACCUUGCGGAUGUGUUCACCAAGGCGCUUCAGCCUUGUGACCAUCAGCGUUUCUGUACUCUUCUAGGCCUUGUGCCUGCUGGACCCCACUUGCUUACUUCUUGA